Messenger RNA from Amoebophrya sp. A120, 12553 nucleotides. The record is from the annotation of a GenBank genome assembly. NCBI's taxonomy places the organism in Eukaryota, Dinophyceae, Syndiniales, Amoebophryaceae.
UGGAUCGUGAUAGAGCUACUUACUCUGCAUUCAAUCUGGCCGCGGCUGCGAGCAAACUUUGUAAGUAAAAGUUCGUCGAUAGAAGAGAUCGAACAGGUCAUUGGUUUUGCUCGCUUUUUUUGAUUGGUUGGUUCGUGUGUAAAGCUUAAGGUAGAAAGUAAGUCCAGCAGUGUCUGGUGGUCAUCCAAAUCUGUAAAUCUGAUUUGAGUUUUGAGGAAGUAAUUUUCAUCACUAAAUUUUCCAUCUGAUCGAACAAGUUAAUUCGUGUUGCGUCUCGUCACACAGUAGAGAAUUCUGGCCUUGAUCUAUCCCCGUUCCUAUUCCUAAAUACCUUUUAUGUUACCACGCAGAAAGAGUUUGCUUCCAACUCUAGAGAAAGUAUUUUUAUCGGCCAAAGUUCGUUAUUUGCAUCAAAAACAAUUGAGCAAUUGCAAUUCUUGGUUGCUGGUUGCUCGUUGGGUUGCAUUUUUGGGUGCGUGACGCCGCACCCGGCAACGCUACUCGUUGCCACCCAAAAAUGAAGCGCAACCAGCCUUCUUUGGUAUAGGUCUCGAAGGGCUCUCCUCGCCCCCUACCGGGGUCACACCUACGCCUUCCUGGGCGGGCACAGAAGCAGUAUUGCGUUGACAACCCGGAUCACGCACCGCGGUAGUGAAUGCCUCACACGGUCCAUCCGACUCCUGAUAAAUCUUUCUAGAUUAUUUACUUUCGCCGUGCGCGACGACUCCCUCGCGAAAGGACUGCCUGUGCCAACCGGAUACACAGACGGUGUCGAUUUUCGUUGCAAAUAAGGCACGAAAUAUUAAAGGGACGUGGCCGUCAGCCUCCCCUUGGGAACGAUGAACGUCGGCGGCUACAAGGCGACAAAUGUGAAACAGGAGGACAUUCCGGACUGGGUGGCACUCGAGGUAUGCAUUGCAAAUAUGUCUGGGUCUGGAAACUUGUGAUGCUGCACGGUCAUAAUUGAACAGCUUUCUUAAUGCAGCUAAGCACAGGAACUAUUUUGGGUGCUCUUUCAUGCGUAGCGAGCAUCACAAACUGUUGAAACUGAAGUUUUCAUGCAUAAUGCAAAAGGUCGCGCUUUUCAUAUUGUUGGUCGUGCAUUUAUUUACAGGAAUGCGAGACGAGCAAUAUUACAAGUCCACCUUUUAUUCCAGACCGAGACAUAUUUGCAGUGCACGCGAGGAGCAGCAAGCCCAUCUUUUCAGUAACCCGUACGAGCGUAACCCGGCCUACGCGGUCGAGGUUCACACGGUUGAAGAGGGGCAAUGCGACAAGCUUACAUCCAUCGAGAAGCGGCUCCGCGAGGAGCUCCACGUGGGGCUCGGCCUCAAGUGGAACCUGGAGCAUCCGGGCCAGGGAAAGAAAAAAAUCAACCUCGUCGCGGCGCUGGUGAUUGCCACUCCGAAAACGGUCUACAUCUUCCGCACACACAAGGAUACCAGGUACAAGUUGUAAUGUAGACGCUUUUUUUUUGAUGUAGUGCCGCUCGUCAUGGACGUAGUAGAGAUGGAGCAACAAGAUAGAAACUUCUGUAGUGGCUCGUCCACCUUUGUUCAUUGCUAUUAGCUCAAGACCAUCCCGCCCAAACAUGCAAGCAUGUAUUUACAAGGCGCGUACAGGAGAUUUUUGACUCAGUGCAGCUCCCUUUUUUUGGGUAGGAGUGUGAAUCACCUCCCCACCCCUUUGAAUCACCUCCCCACGCAUCACCCCCCCACCCGGAUCACCUACCCACCUCCCCCGCAUCACCUCGUGAUGCGGGCGCAUCACCACCGCAACGGCCGGAGGUGAUGCAGAAGCAGAGCCGGCUGCGGCCUUGGUUGUUUGGGUCUGGGUUUAGGGUUCGGGGUUUAGGGUCGUCGAGGCCAGCCGGCGCGACGGCCGAUUCUGUUCUUCGCCUCGUGCGCUUUCCCCCCUCUCCGCCCUUGCGAGCCACUGUUUUGCCUCCGCCCCUCCUAGGUCCUUAUGUUGUGCGCUCUUUGCCCCCGUCGUGUUCCCGCGCCUUGACUCCUUGCGGCAUUGCCUUGCGUGCCCCGUGAGUCGUUCCAUGUUCGCCACCUUAGGGCCGCCGGCCGCCAUCUGGUGGGUGGCCGCGUACUUAGACGGAUCUGUCAUGCAGGAUGAGGGCUCAUGUGCGUUGUGGCAGAUACCUGGCUUCAUGGCCGCGAGGUAGAUCGAUGGCACAGAAGCCAAGCAGCAAGCAUCCAGACGUAGUCACGUUCUGGUCGACCAUCACGGGGAAGUGCAACGCAGUGGGAAAGUGCUGGAGGACUGGGAGGUGGGGAGAUGGGGAAGUACCUCCCCACCUCCCCACUACUGGGGAGGUACCUCCCCACACGUGGGGAGGCACCUCCCCAGGGUGGGGAGGUAGGGAGGUGGGGAGGUGAUGCGUGGGGAGGUGAUUCACACCAUAAGAUAACCCUUUUUUUGUAUUUUCAUGAGAGGUUUCCUUUCGUCAUCUCAAUUAACGUGAAUUCCCAGACUCCCGGACUACGUGGUGCAAUGCAUCCGCGACAAGAAAGUGGCCAAGUGCGUCCUGGGGAGUGAGUUGGUGUUGAAGAACAUCAACCAACGCAUGCAGAAAACCUUUGAGAACACGCCAAAAGGUCUCGAAGAGUGUCGGAAGUGGUCCAAAGACAACCUGAAAGAACGCAACGGCGAAAAGGUUGAACCCGAGCUUCCGGACGACGACGAGUUUCUUUGGUAAGAAAUUAAUGCUGCUGUAAGGUCGCCUCCCUGCGAAUUUUUCACUCGUCGUAAUCUCCGCCACCGCGUCUUGUUCUAUACUUCUUCAUCCUUUCCCGCCUACGGUGAUGCUAAUGAGAUGGAGUAAUAAAUCUUCCAAAUGUCUAGUUCUAGUACCUCUACCACUACAAAAAGCUACCACUACGAACACGAAGACAUGCAACAUGCUCACGAGAAAAAUAUUCAUCCUGAUUGCUGACACUAGGUACUGCGCCGAGUAUGGGUUGGGCCACUGCCGAAAGGGGCGAGCACUGCAGGUGGCAGAAGAAGUCGAGAACUCGGACUGGGAGCUAGACCUCUUAACCGGUGCGCAAAUCCGGAAAGCUGCGGACGACGCUUAUUAUGCACUGAUGGUAAAAAGGCUUCUACUCUGCAUUCUCGUUGUUGCCCUGCGUGAAACACGUCGUCUCCGUCCUCAAGCUGCACUACUUUUCGCACAUAAUAGAUGCUAAGCUUUCUUAACGAACGUAGUCAAAAUAGGACAGCACGACUUCUGUGAAGAUUCAGAUUGAGGCUGCAACUACUAUUAACUAGAGAGAGAAACCACGCACCUAUCGAACAAAAAUUAAUUCUCAGGUUUUCCUCAGUAUGAAGUUGCGUAAGGAGCGGCGCAACCCCCGGCGGAACAAGGAUUGGGACGACGAAAUCGAUCGGCGUCAACGGCAGGGGAAGGGGAAGGGCCUGUGCGUACACGCGGAGACAGACGAGUCCCUCGUGCAGAAAGGCAUGCUGCCUCCCACUCCGAGUAUGAUGAUGACCCCUUCGACGACCAGCACUAUGGGCGGGACUGGUGCAACCUCGAACGGCAUGAACAACCGGAUGCUGAUGAACAAUACGUCAAUGGGCGGGCCGCUGGGCAAUCACAGUCUGGGCGGCGGACCUGGUGGGGGUCCAAGCCCGGGCGUUGGACCACCUCCCGGCAUGAUGAUGGGCGGAAGUAACAACAAUAACCUUCCGCUGACCAAGGGCGGUGGGCAGGGCCACCUUGGAGGAGGCCCGCUGGGCGGAGCAGGUGGGCCGAUGAAUAAGCAGCUCAAUGGAGCUGCACCAGGUGGACAACAGCCAGGACCGCUCGGGUUCGGGCACCAUCCGAGCAGCGGAGGUGGUCCCAUGUCGGGGAUGUUCGGCGGUCCGCCACCAGGUGGGCACCAGCCAGGAGGACAAGCUGCACACCCUGGCAGUAACACCACUAAUAACGGCAUGUCUUGUCUGAUGGACAAGCAGCACCAAGCGCCGCCCCCACCUACAGGGGGAGGGAACAAUAGUUCUUACAACCAGGGAAGUAGUGGACCAGGUGGCAACAUGGGAGCAGGUGGUGGAGGGGCGCAGAACAACAGCAUGAUGAACAGUAACUGCAGCACCACGACUGGCAGUAUGCUGAUGGAUCAACAGCAGCAGCACAACCUGCAGGGUGGACCACGAGGGCCGCCACCGCCAUUCAACAAUAGCAACAUGCAGCCGCCGCAGUACCAGAUGCUGAAUGGGCCUGGUCCGGGCGGCAAGCAAGGCCAUCAACCCCCACCGGGCAUGGGCAAUAUGGGAGGUGGACCAGCGAUGGGCGGGCCAGGAGGUGGAGGACCGAGCGGCCCCGGGUCCAGCAACAGCAGUCCGAUAGCGCACCACCAGCACGGAAUGAACAGCACCAGCAACCCAGGCACAGGUGGUGGCCCAAUGUGCAGCAGCAGCUCCCUCAACAGUAAUAAUUUUCAGCAGCAUGGUGGCAUGAACUUAAACCCGCCGCCGGGUAUGCAGCAUCAGCAACAUCCCAUGGGAGGAUCCCCGCCUGCGGGAGGCGGUGGUCCACCAGGAGGUCCUUCUUCUAUGCCACCAGGGAUGUUCAAUAACUCGUACAACCACCAACAAAAUUCAUCAAACAACCCGAUGGGCGUAGGUUCAUCAAAUGGAAACAACGAUCCGUUCCACUACGACCACCACCAGCAUCCGAGCAGCGCGCCGCGAGUCGAGAUCGGUUCGCGCGGGGGGGCGGCACCGGGCUGCUCCAUCCCGCCCGGCAUGGGGCCGAAGAGCAACAGUUACCCGAGCCCCGACGGCGGCAACAACAUGAUGAACAACCAGCACCGCAACAACUACCUGCCGAUGAACAGCAGCGCGUAUGGGGGCGGCGCACCGGGGGGACCCGGGGGACCCCCACCGCAGCACUACGGAAACAGCGGCCUGAUGCCCGAACCCCCGCCCGGCAUGGGUAUGAACAAUAUGGCUCCUGGAGGGAGCAAUCCGCAGCAGGGAGGAAUGAAAGGAGGAGCCGGGGGCCCCUGCAACGGAGGAGGUGGGCUCAUCAUGCAACCGCAGCCACAUCCUAUGCAGCAGCAGCACGGUACUUUCAUGCACAGCAACUCGAGCGGCGGAGGAGGAUUACCAUUACCGCCGCACUACGGAGGAACAAGUGGAGGUGGUCCAAUGCAGCACGGAGGUGGUGGACCACCACCUUUGGCAAAUUCAGGAGGUAGCUGCAACACCACUAAUCCUACUUUCGACCCAGACCCGCAGCCGCCCUACGGCACGCAUCCACCGCCACCGGGAGGCUUCGAUCCGCGCGGUUAUGCACUGCAAAAGUACUAUCGUACUCGUACUAAUCGCAUUUAUGCAUCACAAAAGUUAAAUCCGCAUUACAAAUUUCAUUUUAGACCCAGAAACUUUUCAUAUCCGGCAGUAGUUCGUCGAACAGUCCCGGUGCCCCCCGAGUAGCCCCCCCAACUACUCGCCCGAGCCGACGACCCCACUCGUGCUUUGCACCAACAUAGGAGAGGCUCGCCUCGCUUCCGGGGAGAGCAAAUUGGUAUCUAACCGACAUUGUGCCAAGAGGAGGGCCUCCCUCCCCGGGACCGCCUGGCGAAAGCCUGCCAUGGGUUUCACUGUCCGCGGGUGGUGUUGCGGGUAAUCCUGGCGAAAGCAAAAAACCGGCAGAAAAUGGGGCCACGGAAGCGUCCUUGCUGGACAUUGCCAACAUUUGCCCACGCAGAGCCGUCCUCUUGCCGGGCACAGCCAACAUCUGUCCGAAACAGCCUCGGGCCAAGACGACACCGUGAGGACGACCACAGGGGGUUCGUCUCAAUGAUGAUGAUGAUGCUGGGGGAAAUUUGUCAUGCGAUAUGUACUAGUGCGAUACUUUUGCAGUGCAUAGCGGUAGGAGCGCCGCAAUGUCGGGUCAGGCACCUGCCCCCGGCCCCGGAGGAGGUGGCAAAGGUCCCACGGGCGGCGAUCCCGGUGGUCCUGUCGGCGGAGGCGGGCACCAACAGCAAAGCGCCAAUAUGAAUCCUCCUCCGGGCAUGCUGCCGGACCAGCACCAUCAGAGCAAGGGCGGUCCUGCUCAAGGUGGUUCGCAGCAGCCGCCGUUUCACCACUCUGUCGGAGGUGGCGCCCCUGCAACAUCUAUGAACGGCUCCAAAGGCGGAGGCGGAGCGAAAGGACCCCAAGGCAGUCAGGAAAACAGCGGCCUGGCGGCCAACGGCACCAAAGGCUACACGAAUAACAACCCAGGUGGUGGAUCUUCCGUAUGGAGUAAAAGGAGCGGGGGCCCAGACAUGGAUGCAGAACAGCACGAUGAUGUUUACCGCAUGUCUGAGAUCGUUGCCAAAAUCAAACAAUUGGUAUAGAAUUUUAUAAGUUAGUAUGUGUGCGACGUACUGCUAAGAAAUAAAGAACUGCACGACAAGAACAACCGACGAUUUUUUUCUUUCUUCUCUUUUGUCUGGUACCGGCGAGACCCACAUGGAUAUCUAUGAUAUUCACAUUGGCUUUCCGUCCUGCUGCCGGGUUCAUGAUCAAAAAUCAAAUUGAAAACAGAUGCUCACCGCUGCGGCUGCACGGCGUAAGAGUGUGCAGAUGUUGAGCGCAGUAGUCCUCAGCUCGGAGCGUUGCAACGACACCGACAAAAUCCUGGAGCUGCAAAAAGCUUUGUUGAACAGCGGUAGCGAGGUCCAUCUGAUUAUCCAUCGAACGCUGCAAGACGCCGAGAACACACUGGAAGACAGGCCCGACAUCUUCGCGCUCUUUACCUUCUCUUCCGUCCUUGGCGUGCAGGCGGUACUGCCAUUUUCUAUGCUGGAGCUCUUCAUCUACAGUGUUGUCUCGUCCACCGUGAUACUUUUUGUUGCUCUCAGAAGAAGUCUCUGUUUUGUGAUAUCGUGUUAUUCCGGUGUGUCGAUAUGAGAGAGUAGGUCACGAUCCAACAAUAGCAAGGAUAGAACUGCGUGUGCAUCAGAACCACGACCCUGCUCAUGAAACAGAAAUACUGACCAACUGAAAAUACACUAGUUCGUGGAAGACGAUGGUGGAUCUGUGAAACAGAAGGAAUAUCUGAAGCGGUUGAUGGGCAUUUUGAAGAACAAGGACCACAGCAUGCUGUUUGUGUUGCAGGACGAAAAGGACCAGAUUGAGCGGGCGGCCGACGGCGAGCCCACGCUGCCGUACCAUGGCCACUACCUGCGCACCUUCCAGGUCCCCCGACACGACUGCUGGUUUGUGUUAGGGCCAAACGACUACAGCCAGACGCCGUUCUACACCGAGGACCACAACUGCUGCUCCAUUUCUGCCGUGGAGCUGUACCGCGCGAGCCCGGUCCCCUCUAAAGCGAAAAAAAAGAAAUCGCAGUCAGCGCACUCCGUCGUCCCUACCGCACGGGAUGGGCAGGCGCAGCAGCACCAGUCCUCGUCGCUACCGCCCAAUAACUCGGGUGGUGUAGGUGUUGACAACUCGAACUCAUCCAUGUUCCAGCAUCACAAUAUGCCCAUGUCGGGCUCAGCGAACAACCAGCAAUACGCAUUAUCGGCAGGCGGAGGCGGGUACGAAUACGAUCACAAUUUAGAUGUUGACAUCUUGCCACAUGACCACGUGGAGUCUCGGUUUUCAUUGACUAUUGGAACAAGGUAACAAGGAACCUAGACGUGACCGGGGGGGUCACGUCCGUCCGGCCGGCCGGACGGACGGCACGUGACGUGACCGGGGGUCGGUCGUGGUGGAGGAGGUGGAGGUGGCUGCGGUGGACCGCGCGGCCGGGCAACUAAAAAAAAAAAAAAAAGGUCAUGAGCUCGGCACUUCACUGAAGAACUGCCUUCUUCGUCACGCUCCGCCCCCGGUCACGCGGCCGGGGGGUGUCAGCUACCUAGCUCGGGCGCCCAACUAAAAAAAAAAGGUCAUGAGUUCGGUCUUUCACGGAAAAACGGAAAAAGGCGCGGCUCUUGCCGCUGGUCCGCCGUCGGUGACGCGGCCGGGGACUUCUAGCUACCGAGGGCCACAGUUGCUGCGGCAUUCAGGAGCGCCGAACUCGCCCCGAGGCCGGACUGCCCCCGGUCACGUGCCGUCCGUCCGGCCGGACGGACGGACGUGACCCCCCCGGUCACGUCUAAGUUCCUUGUUACCCUGUUCUUGCGGUUUUAUUGUUUUCUUCGAUUAUCCUACCUAAGCCACACGAGAACUGAGAAGUGCUUUUUUCACCAUCUUCAUGUGAAAAGUUUUCCCGCCAAAUUAUGUCUUUCCAGAUCCGGAACUGCAGACAGCAGCAAUACCGACAUGUCUAAGACAGGCGCGGGGAAGGGCCCAAUGAUCGCAGAUGGAAAAGGGAUGAUGGGCAAGUCGAUGGGAGGGUAAGAAAAGACGUAUGUCUUUAGCUACGUAUAUCAAUCUACUCUUUUGCUUUUCACUAAGCCCGCUGGCAGCAUCCUUCUGCGCGCACAGCACUCUUCGCAGGAACUGUGCUCGUGCCUGCAGGUAGCUCCGUGUGUGCGCCACACUGCUUAGAAUGCUUCGAUUUCGUGCUUUAUCGUGACUUUCUCUCGCAAACCAGGUUCAAUUCGUGUUCGCAACCUCCCGGCUUGGACCUGCAGCGAUCGGAUGGAAAAGGUGGCGCGCUUGGCAGCAUGGCGCCAGGAAUGGGUAGCAACAUGGACAACGGCCCUCCUCAGCACAGUAUGAAGAGCGGUCCGUCUCCAGCGAGCCACACGAAUAGCAAAUCGAGCGGACCCUACGACAUGUUCAAUCCUGCUCCAGCCGGCGCGUCCUCUUCGCAGCCCGCGAGCAAGGGCCUAACCCCGUCCCCGGGAUGCUCGUACCAACCCUCGAGCCACAAUCUGAACCACCAGCAGGGAGCAUACAAUCCGGGCCUGCAACUGCACCCGGGGACCGGUCCACCUGGAGCCGGAACGGGUGCGCUAGACCAACAUCCACAGCACCUGCAGCACCAGCAUCCCGGGGGACCCAAUAGUCAACAUCUCGCAGCGCCGCAGCAGUGCGGUGGUAAAGCAGGCGGGAAGUCUAUUUCCGAGAUGCCACCGCCCCCAUACCCUCCGGUGCUGAAUCAAAACAGCUCGGCAUCCGGGCCCUCGGGCACCGGCGCCGGUGCGGGGGGCCCCAGUGCGGGUAGUUGUGCUCCUGGUAUGGGCAGCAUGCAUGGUGGCAAGGGUGGUCCUGGCCCCCAACCACCCCAUCAGCAGCAUCACCCGUCCUCCGGUCACUACGGAGGUAGCAGUGGACCACAUGGAAGUACGGGCGUGCCAACUUCGAUGGGUGCUCCGGCACCAGGAGGGAACAACGUGCAUCCCAACAACCAUUAUCCGAACCAGAUGAGUUUUCACGGAACUCCCAGCCAGGCCCACGGUGGACCGCAAUCCAUCCUCGCGCCGGAACGACCAAACAGCGGGUACAGCUACCCUCCUGCGCCAGCACCCACGCAGCAAAGCAACACCCCAAAUAAGGGCGGAUCAAGCAACAACGCACAGCAACAGCUGCAGCAGGGUGGCGCUGGCGGGUCCUCGUCCAACAAUAAUGCAUCCUCCAGCAACUACAGUACUAGCAUGAGCAAUGUCCAGCACAACAUGACCAGCAACAAAGGACCACCGAACCUAGCACCCACACGCCCCGCCCCGUCCCCCGGCGCACCCGGCACCCCAGCUCCGAGCCCGGGAAGCACCGCCGGUGGAGGCAACAAUACUAGAGGCCUUUCUUCAUCCAAGGGAGGUGGCAACAAUGCAUCCAGCGCUGGUUCCUCGUCGGCGGGGAAAAGCAAUAGCAGCAGCAUUUCGACAUCCGCACAAAUGCAGCAGCCGGGCAGUGGAAUGUACAACAGUAGUAGCGCUGGUGCGGCUUUAUCCAACAUGACAUCCAUGAACAACGCACCCAGCGGUGGCCCAACGCCGUCGCAUCGUAGCUCCGCCGGCAAGACCACCAGCUCCGGAGGUAUUCCACAAAAAGGAACCCCGCCUCCCGAACUACCCGCCCUCGACCUGCUCAACGACGUGCAACGGCCCGCACCCCUGCUGCCGCCGCCGGUCCAUUUGACGCCCCCGCCGGCACCGUACAACAAUAAUUCGGGUGGCACCAAUAAAGGCAGCAACGGUAGUAAUAUGAUGGUGCCAGCAAGCGGUGGAACUACCGGUGUUGCAGCCGGGACGCCCAUGAUCGCACCCCCUCCGAGGGGCGGAAGUAGCAUGAUGACCGGAUCCGCUCCUGGGGGCAAGGGUCCCCCACCGUUUCCUGUCCCUCCUGCAUUUCCCCCUAACUUUGUGGCGGCAGUCACUGGCAGUGGCAGCUCGGGUGGUCCACCGCAGCAGGGCGGUAGCAAUGCUGAUCGCGGCUCCAAAGGUGCUGUUAUCAGAAUGAAAAAUCCACCCCCCUCCCCAUAUCAAAACGAAGUUUCUCAUGCUGGAUUUGCGUACACAAAUCCGAUUUGUCUUGCUGGCGAGGACUCCAGGCCCAUGCUAAGCCUGAGUAGAUACGUUUUGGCCUAGGCGCUUAGCAUGACAGACGUCUACGCUGUAGGUCAACAGCAUGACAAACCACCUGUAGAAUGCGGCGGAGCCUGUGGGGUUGCCGUCGUGCAACACAGAAACGAUCUGUGGCUACAAAUCAGCAACACAAAUUUCCGAAAACGUGCCUUGUCAAUAUGGGGAGGGGGGAUUUUUCCUUUUGAUAGCUGUGGGCUCGUCCCUGCAGAUGAGCCGGGACCAUCAACUUCGGGAGUCACACACUAUCGCAAGAAAAAAGUGUUACAGUUACGCCUUGUGUUGCAAAACUGGCAUCACAGACAACCUUUCUCAUGCAGGAAAUGCUUUGGAGCCUCGUUUUCUUCCUGUUUUCGAUUAUGAUCUUCGCAUUACAAGUUUUCUCUGCCACACAGAGAAAAUUUGUGAUGCAGAAACUCCAACAAAUGUGUAACUGUAACACUUUUUUCUCGUGAUACACACUGGGCAGAAGGUAGUAGUUUUUCUUUUUCUUGCGAACUUCAUGCAUAACAACACGAGAAAAUUCAAUUUGUAUUGACGCAGGUACUAACUACGUCCGUCCAACUCGAACUCCACAUUUCAUUUCAUGUUGGCCUAUCUGAUAGGCUAUGAUGCAGAUCCGUCGUGCGGUGUUUAUUUGUAUUUUUUUCCGCCCGUAUUCACUUCGUCGUCGACGUCAUCGUCUGUCACCCUUUUUGUUAAAUUACAUAACAGUCCGACGGUGGAAAAGUGAGCAGCAAUAAGGGCUCUGGAAAAAAGGAUGGGAAAAAAACCUAACGGUUUCCUACGGACCGACACCGAAUCGCUCCGAUGAUGGCUUUUUUUCCCCUGCGACCUCCAUCUCAAAUUCCGAUUGCCGGCGGACUCGAGUCAAAACUUUUUUUUGAAUGUAGAGGUACCCACGGCCCAUGAUGAUGUAUCUUCACUUGGUUUUAUUUUUGUCACAAUUUCUUCUAGAAACAAACACUAUUCUGCAUCUUUCUAUUUCGGCGACAUUUUCUAUGGCACAAAUGUCUUACCAUUGCUUUGCUGCACUGCGGCAUGCAAUCUUGAGACAAUCCUCUCAUCUGAUCGUUUCUUGAUGGCUUUUCUCCGAAAUCUGACAAAUAUAUAAUACCAACCGCGUUGUGGUAUCCCCCGAUACCCACUGGACUGCCGGUUGGCUUUCAAUCUCAUCCUAUAAUCUGCAGUGAUUGUUACGUCGUCGUAGCGCGUACAAUUGGAAGUACAAGAACAAAAGUAGAGCAACGAUACAUGAUGUCUUUCAUGAUGAAUGCAGUCGCUACAAAAUAUGGCUUUAGCUCCGUAUGUAAGUACAUUAUUGCGCAAUUUCUGUAUUGUGUCUGUCUAGCUUUCAAAGUGGCACGAACGAGGGGAAAGCUCAGAAUCGUGACCGUUUACCAUUUCUAAAUUUCUUUCUAAUCAAGAAAAGUUUCGUAUGGAUUUUCAAGAUUUGAAAUUGUCGUAACAAACAUGAUAUGAGCAGCUUCUAAAGUACUAUACGUGCAUGGGACCCCCUGCAAGGGCUUGAACAUAGCCGGUAUUUUUUUCAGCGACAACAGAAGACACCCACGCGUUCCGUUAUUUUACUUAAGCGGGGGAAAGUCUCAUGAAUAUUUUGAUCUGCGAUUUUUUUUCAACAAAGCACUAUUUAGUCUGUUAGUUUUAUGACCGUCAGGGAUCUGAGCAAUACAAUGCUUCAGUUCCGACUUUGCCUAAAAAAUUUGCGUCAUUUAUAUCGACCACCCCGAUAGCUUUUUUUUAAGUUGCGACGCAUUGGCACAAGCAUGAGACUCUCAUCGUGCCAAUCGCUUAAACCAGCAAGCCAGGUAAACAAAUUAUUUCUGAUGAGGCGUACUAGCACUUUUGAAUGUUUCGCGAGAACAAGGGUCGCCUGAUUCUUUCAUCGAUCAAACGCUGACAAGUCCGCGAAACAGCAUGAAUUUUUCAAAAAAAAAAUAGAAAAUACACAUCCAAAUUUUUGCUGGGAUAUGACGAAGGAAAGAUUGAAUUUUUCUCGUGCCGCUUAUUGUCUUUGUGUUUAGUUUAUGUUGGAGUUGCUCCUACCUCAU